This is a messenger RNA of Parnassius apollo (apollo), 1027 nucleotides long. Lineage: Eukaryota; Metazoa; Arthropoda; Insecta; Lepidoptera; Papilionidae. The record is from the annotation of a GenBank genome assembly.
GUUCUGUCCGUCGGUUUUCAUCUAUUUGGGUCUGGUGGUGCCCGCGAUAUGGCUGAUCGAGCUGCACAAGGUAGACCUUCGACUGCAGAAAAAGGCCAACCUCACUUACAUCGAAACGGAUAUUCCGCUGCCAGGCGCGAACAAGCUACAAACAGACACGUGGGUGACGCUUAUAGAACAGUUCCUCAUGCUGACGCUCAUAGUGGGCCGCUGGUUGCUGCCGAAAGGCGACUUAACGCGGGACCAGCUCAGUCAACUUCUACUUGUGUAUAUCGGUACCGCAGCUGACAUCAUAGAAUUCUUCGACUCGUUCAAAGAACCGAAGGUUGCGACCGAGAAGGUGCUAGUGCUUCUCACGCUAGCGAUAUGGUCUUGGUCCUUGAUGCAGUUCACCGUGGUCCUGACCGCGACCAAGUCCAGGAAGACCAGAGGCACGGCUAAUAGGUCUGACAUGAACGCGAGUCGCGCUUGCUGUUGUUCUAUCGAAGUCUGCGCCAUCAUUAUGAACAUUGCCUUACAAGACGCGCCCUUCCUCGCCUUUCGUCUUUUGAUCAUUGGGCACUAUAAAAUAAUAAACUACAUGAAUAUAUUCUUCACCUGCAAGAACACAUUGGUAAUACUGCUGCAGAUUUACAGACUCUAUGUAUUACAUUUAGAAUCUGUAGAAGAAGGAAACGGUUCCGUAUAUAGAAAGAGACGGACGCAUAAGUCGGACAAAAAAGACAAGGACAAGAAAAGAGCGCAUCAAAAGACAACGAAGCCCAAGAAGAGACAUGAAAUUGGGGAGACCUCAGUAUCCGUGAUCAGCGAUCCACGUCGACAGGACAGGGUAGAUGGCGGUCGGAUCCGAGCUAUUAUCCUGACCAACAACGACGAGAUUAAGGAGUUGGAGCUGACGAAACUCUUUAAGGACCAAAUAGGGUUUGAGAACGAAAAGAAAAAGGGGGCGAAGAAAAAACAUAAAUCGGAGUCAUCUGAAGAGUCACUUAACAACAUUCACCACACCACAGAUGACUCCGGUAUUUGA